AUGUCCUCCUCGGCCCUGGCAACACCGGCUGAUGCAACAACAACAACAACAGCAGCAGCAGCAGCGGCGGCGGCGCCUUUGGCGGGCGUGAAGGUGUUCCUCCACAUACGUGACCACGGCAAUGAUGAUGGGGGUGAUAGAACGAAGCACUACGCGAAGAAGGCGCUCCGCACACUUGGAGCUUCACUGACCCUCUCUGAAAACACAGCAGAUAUCAUCGUGUUUCACUUCGGGAAUGAAUCACUGCUGGAGAAUGCGGUGGCGCAUGGAAAAACGGUGGUGACGCCGGCGUACUUGCAAGCGUGUGUUGCCAGCGUGGCACGGCUGCCAGUGGAUGGGUUUCUUGUUGCUUCAGCAAGAGCCCGCCACGCUGUUGAUCCGCAGCGGGUCGUCAAGUCGACGAGAAAAGCGGCACGGGCUGUCGACCCGAGCAGUACAAGAAGCACACAACAGCAGACGCAGCACAAGAAGAACACAGCACCAGCGCCCUCUAAGAGCAAGCAUAACAGCAGAGAGGAGGAAGCGAAAUCCAGGAUGGCCUCUGCAACGACAUUGGCACUGUCGGAGGUUCCGUACCUUGAUGAUGGUGAUGAGGAGGAGGAGGAGGAUGGCAACCAGGAAGAGCCAGUGAUAGGUCCGAGUUCCUCUGGCGAUGGCGGUGCGAGACAGGUACGCACAGCAAUGUCCUCCGUGUUGGAUGACGAAGAGAAUACGGUGCCGAUGGCCCACGAGGACGCGGGAGCGAGCACACAACAGCUUUCUCUCAGCAAGGUGGCCGACAAGAACAGAGGCAGCAGCAAAGGCAAGGCUCCUGCGUCUGGUGUGGGUCCAUCGACAGCCGUCGAGGGUGUAAAAAAGCUUCAGCGCGAGGGCGCAAAGCGAGCACGCGGCAGUGGCGGUGGCAGACUGAGUAGGGAGGUCGCUACCUCCAAUCGCCGCCUGUCGGUGAAGACGCAGGCCGACUCGACGCCAGCAGGCAGAGCAGCAAGAAGGACAAAUGGAAGCGAGCGAACAUCGAGCGAAUACACGGACUCCGCAGUGGCACGAGACAAAAGGCGCAAGCAGGAACGCGAGGCCGAUGAGACAGAGUCAUUUGCUAUGACUUUCACGGACGCUCGCCUCAUCUCCCCGUUGUUUCCGUCGUCAUCUUCGUCGUCGCCGCCGCCGCCCCUCCGCAUCGCCGUGUCUGGUGAGGAAGAAGGUGUCAUGCAGUUCCUCUGGGACGUGGUGGAGCAAUUGGGCGCAACAUGUGUUCCGCGUGUGUUUGGCCGCGUCCAGAAGCCGACCCAUCUUGUCGUGGAGGGGCGUGGCGAGUUGACGCCGAUGGUGCUGCUUGCAAAGGCACUCGGCAUCCCUGUGCUGACGCCGCAGUGGCUAUACGACGCCAUUGCACUGGGUGCUAUACCGAAGAUCAUACCCGACCACCUACACCCCCUUUACAAUAAUAAGAGCAGCAGCGAAAGCAACAGUCAAGGUGGGCCACUCAGUGGUGGGGAGGCCUCUCGUGGUGUGGUGCCGCACCCAACGAAGAAAGAUGCCGAGUUCUUCGACAAGCUUGUUGGUAUUCUCGAGAAGGAUGUUGGACCGCAAUACCGCCCCAUCUUUCUUGGCAUGGUGUUCGCCUUCGUCAGUCACUCCCCGCUGGCCCACGCCGAUCAGUUCAUGGAGCUGGUUCGCAUUCUCGGCGGCACCGUCUCGCGUAGCGCGCUUAGUGUGAAGCUGUCGGUUAUUAUUGACCUUGGAUACGGCGCCGUCACAGAAGAAGAGGCAGAGGAAGGUGCAGAAGGCAGCGGAACGGCGAGCGCGAAGAGGCGAAGGACGCAGCGCAGAGCCGAGCUGCCGAUGGAGGAAGUUGCCUCUGCACUGGAGACGCAGUCGCUCGCACUGACGUACCGAACGGCGCUGAGCGAUGGCGAGUGUGUGUCGCGCCACCCGUCGCACGACGUUCUGCGGCGUGUCGUUGCGCAGCGAGUACGGAGUGGGCUUGCUGCUGUGCCAGUGGUGUCAGUGGAGUGGAUCAUUCAGUGCAUCCUCCUCGGCGAGGUCACGGAGAUGUCGCCGUUUGAAGUUCCACUCCCAGCAAGCAACCCAACAGCAGCAGUGGUAGCAGGGGAAAGUGAGGAAAGGCAAGAGGCGGUGGAAGACGCCUCAACGCCGCCUGGACAAACAUUGACGAUGCAGUUUGAUAACGCCAAUGGGCGUUUUUUGGAUGACCACAGCAACACCGCCUCCUUGCGACUGCCGCCCAUCGUGACCAGUCCGUUUGCGAAGACGGCGGAGGGGCCGAGUAGUGCCAAGAAGCGUGCGGAGCAGCAGUUGACCACGCAACAGCUGCUUCUCCUGGAGGAGAGUGACAAUGAGUGA
Messenger RNA from Trypanosoma grayi, 2364 nucleotides. RefSeq lists its product as hypothetical. The transcript has a single exon. NCBI's taxonomy places the organism in Eukaryota, Euglenozoa, Kinetoplastea, Trypanosomatida, Trypanosomatidae. The record is from RefSeq and is a predicted model, not a curated record. Bases 1 to 2364 code for a protein of 787 amino acids. Gene Ontology annotation, biological process: mitotic DNA replication checkpoint signaling; DNA replication initiation; mitotic G2 DNA damage checkpoint signaling.